UCGCAAAUCCAAUUUUGUCAGUCUCCUCUCUCUCUCUCUCAAACGAAAUCGACAACUGAAACAAGCGCCUCUCUCCCAAAAUGCUGCGACAUGGUUCACGAUCCCUCUUCAACAGAGCCUCCGCCACAUCCAUGAGGUGGCGCCGCCAGUUUUCCACGGAUCUCCCUGCGGAGACUGCCGAAGACACCAAGUUUGUGGAGUCCUGGAAGAAAAUGAACCCCAAUAUGGACCCACCUAAGACCCCGUCGGCGUACAUGAAGCCUCGGCCACCCCCCCCUGCCAACAUUCCGUCCAAGCUCACUGUCAAUUUGGUGCUUCCUUAUGAUUCUGUCUUAUCCUCCAAAGAGGUUGAUAUGGUCAUAGUCCCGGCAACUACGGGACAAAUGGGUGUUUUACCUGGUCAUGUAGCUACAAUUGCUGAGCUAAAACCUGGGAUUCUAUCUGUUCAUGAAGGCAACGAUGUGACUAAGUAUUUCCUGAGCAGUGGUUUUGCUUUUGUCCAUGCAAACUCUGUUGCAGAUAUAAUUGCUAUUGAGGCCACACCAGUAGAUCGCCUGGACCCAAAUUUAGUUCAGAAAGGCCUUGCAGACUUUCAACAAAAGCUAAACACUGCAUCAACAGACGCGGAGAAAGCUGAAGCACAAAUUGGCAUAGACGUACACAGUGCUCUCAAUGCUGCUCUUACAGGUUAAACGUACUGUGGAGUCGAUUGAUUUAUUUCUGCUAAGGGAAUUCUUUUUGUACCCUUUUUCAAGGCUUUAUGCUUGUUGAUCAAACUUCGAUCUCAGAAUUUGUUGUGAAAGGAUUUCUCAAAUGAAUAAUGCUCCCAUCUGGGUCUGAUGCAUUUCCCUUUAA
Molecule: messenger RNA, 855 nt
Organism: Salvia hispanica
Lineage: Eukaryota; Viridiplantae; Streptophyta; Magnoliopsida; Lamiales; Lamiaceae
Product: ATP synthase subunit delta', mitochondrial-like
Biological process (GO): proton motive force-driven ATP synthesis
Molecular function (GO): proton-transporting ATP synthase activity, rotational mechanism
Source: RefSeq, a predicted model, not a curated record